Molecule: messenger RNA, 555 nt
Organism: Drosophila montana
Lineage: Eukaryota; Metazoa; Arthropoda; Insecta; Diptera; Drosophilidae
Exons: 2
Coding region: 220-381 (53 amino acids)
Source: RefSeq, a predicted model, not a curated record
GGAUUUCAUUCGAAUUCCUUUUUCGGUCCAAGCAACACCUAAAGCAAAACACCAACAACAACCAAUAGACACACAGACACACACACACCCAUACCCAUAUUUCCAUAUCGGUUUCGGCUCCAAGUUGGCUUAAAUACAAAUUCCAGAUUAUCUUCCGAUUUUCCCAUUGUUAUUUUAACUCAAAAACCGAUAGAAAAAAUCAAGAAAUAGUAACUAACAAUGUGUGGAGGUUGGGCCUGUGCUUCGUACGGCAUUGCCUGCAGCAAUCAUCGUCUGUCCAAUAUGCGGUACACAGGCCGUUGUUUUGCGCCCACCCCCUGCGGCAUCUCUGAUAAUUGCUCGGCCUGCGGCGGCUGUUGUGGCGGGUGUUGCGGUUGGUAGUAAAUGGUGAAAUAAACGCGGUACACCGACUGGAGCUGCUGAUGUUUUUUUUUUAAUCAAUGUUGGCAUUGACUUCAUUAUCCAAAAUUGAAAUGGGGAAAAUGUUGUAAAAUCAUGAAACGAGUCUAGUUGUUGCCAGCCAACAUCUCACACCAAAAUUUUACAGUUUCAAGA